AAAAGCGUAGUAAAAAGUAAAAAGUACAUAAUUGUCCGCAUUUUCUCCGAUAUUUGCUCUAGUUAAAUUUUUUCCUAAUAUUUAUUAUAAUUCCUCACUUUACUAUAGAAGUUACCAAAAACGAACGAAAUGGAUAAGCUGCGUAAAAAUGCACAAGCAGAGGAUCUAUCAAACGUAGAGUUUGAGACUAGCGAAGAUGUAGAGGUGGUACCAACUUUCAAUGCUAUGAAUCUGAAGGAGGAGCUGCUGCGUGGAAUUUAUGCUUAUGGGUUCGAAAAGCCAUCGGCCAUUCAACAACGUAGUAUUAAACCUAUUGUGAAAGGUCGCGACGUCAUCGCACAGGCACAAUCCGGCACAGGAAAAACGGCCACCUUCUCAAUCUCGAUUUUGCAAAGUUUGGAUACAACAUUGCGUGAAACACAAGUAUUAUGUUUAUCGCCAACUCGUGAGUUGGCUGUCCAAAUCCAGAAAGUGAUCCUGGCGCUUGGCGAUUUCAUGAAUGUACAAUGCCAUGUGUGCAUUGGUGGCACCAACUUGGGAGAAGAUAUACGAAAAUUGGAUUACGGACAGCAUAUAGUUAGUGGUACACCGGGACGAGUAUUUGAUAUGAUUAAAAGACGUGUGCUGAGGACUAGAGCCAUUAAAAUGCUGGUACUCGAUGAAGCGGAUGAGAUGUUGAAUAAAGGUUUCAAGGAGCAAAUUUAUGAUGUAUAUCGCUAUUUACCGCCAGCAACCCAAGUUGUGUUAAUAUCUGCUACAUUGCCGCACGAAAUUCUUGAAAUGACUUCAAAAUUUAUGACAGAUCCGAUUCGUAUUCUCGUAAAACGUGAUGAAUUGACACUGGAAGGCAUUAAGCAGUUCUUCGUCGCUGUUGAGCGCGAAGAAUGGAAGUUUGAUACACUAUGCGAUCUCUAUGACACAUUAACAAUUACACAGGCCGUGAUUUUCUGCAACACUAAGCGUAAGGUGGACUGGUUGACAGAGAAAAUGCGCGAAGCGAAUUUCACUGUAAGCUCAAUGCAUGGCGAUAUGCCACAGAAAGAGCGUGACGAGAUCAUGAAAGAGUUUCGGGCUGGCCAGUCGCGUGUACUGAUCACGACAGAUGUGUGGGCGCGAGGUAUAGAUGUGCAACAAGUGUCUUUGGUAAUCAACUAUGAUCUGCCAAAUAAUCGUGAACUGUAUAUACACCGCAUUGGCCGUUCAGGUCGUUUCGGACGCAAAGGCGUCGCUAUUAAUUUUGUAAAAUCUGAUGACAUUCGCAUUCUGCGUGAUAUUGAGCAAUACUAUUCCACACAAAUUGAUGAAAUGCCAAUGAAUGUGGCAGAUUUAAUUUAAAUACUAAGAAAAGGAUGCGUAAGUAUCACAAACAUUUGUAAUACAACCAUUUAAAUUAAGGAAUUGGGCUGGGCAAAAUUCGCACACGCCUUUGAAAUAAGUUUACUUCCCAUAAUUAUCGUAUCUGAAAAUUUGAAGUAACAUUUAAAACUGUAAUUAACAUUUAAACGAAUAAAGUAUAAACGCUACUU
This is a messenger RNA of Rhagoletis zephyria (snowberry fruit fly), 1526 nucleotides long. RefSeq names its product eukaryotic initiation factor 4A-III. Gene Ontology annotation, molecular function: nucleic acid binding; RNA helicase activity; ATP binding. Lineage: Eukaryota; Metazoa; Arthropoda; Insecta; Diptera; Tephritidae. The record is from RefSeq and is a predicted model, not a curated record.